Messenger RNA from Volvox carteri f. nagariensis, 2097 nucleotides. RefSeq lists its product as uncharacterized. The transcript is spliced from 10 exons. NCBI's taxonomy places the organism in Eukaryota, Viridiplantae, Chlorophyta, Chlorophyceae, Chlamydomonadales, Volvocaceae. Gene Ontology annotation, biological process: axonemal dynein complex assembly. The coding region runs from base 1 to 2097 and encodes 698 amino acids. The record is from RefSeq and is a predicted model, not a curated record. Gene Ontology annotation, cellular component: cytoplasm.
AUGACCGCCCUAUGUCAGUUCGUUGCAAUGGCGCCCACAACAAAGGAUCAAGACUCGUUGGAGAAGGGACUGCGUGACCUGAAUCUUACAAACGAGGAACUGAACAAAUUUGAGAAAGCUUUCAAGGAUCCAGAAUUUCUGAAGCUAUUUGAGGAAUAUGCAAAGGAGGUUUCUGACCCCAAGGUCAAGGCCGAGACCGAUCAGUACCUUCGGGAGCUUGAAGAGCAGGGCCGGGCGGAGGACGUGUACGGAAAAGGUGUUGUGCUUAUAAAUCCCAAACCCGCCAUGGUGCUUAAGUCCAAGGUCCUGGGCUCUAAGGACGCGGCGGGAGAGGCCGGUGUCACUGCACCUGGUGGCUCCGGCAAUAGCCGGCGGGACACUUUGACCCCGAGCCAGAAGGUUUUCAUCAAUAUUUGCACCAGCGAAAAGGUGGACCGCUACUCCCUCAAGCAAGCGACUGACGCCACGGGGCGGUCUGGUCAGCAGUUGAGCAUCCCCAUCACUAUGGGGCUUAUGAGGCUUGGAACGGACAAACAAGGUCAGCCCGCCGCCGUGUACGACAUUGUGGUUCAUCCGGAAACGGUGGAGUUCGCGACCCGGAGCAGCGCCGUCAUGUCCUCCCUGGCGGAGACGGCCCUGGACCAAGUGGAGCAGGUCUCCCGCAGUCGCCUCCUCCGCAACUGGCGCCGCCUCAACACCCGCUUCAAGGCCACGGAGGGCUGCACCGAGCCGCCCGUGCAGUGCAUACGAACCGGGGAAGGGGGGGAGGCGGUGGGCGGCAGACUGAAGCCGCGAUCGGAUGUGCCGGCGGUCGUGGACGUGAAGGGAGCCACGGCGGCGCCGCCGCCUGCGGCAGGCGCCGCUGCCGCCGCCCCGGCAACAAGCCGGAGCACGUUCUCCUUCGACCGAAAACCCAAGUCGGGGGGAGGGCAGCCGCCGCCGCCGCCGCAGCAGCAGCAGCAGAACGGAGGCGGAGGCGCACAGUGGGGGGUGGGGAAGCGGGAUGUGGUGGAGAUGAAGGAGGAGGAGGUGAAGGACCCCCGGCAGCCGGGUUAUCUCCACUCUGACGGGUGCCGUACUCCGGAGUGGGUGCUCGUACACCGGGGUACGGCAGAUUUGGGGGAGGCCUGGGGGGAUGCGGGCCGGGGACUUCUGGUGGACAGCCAGGUGCCCAAGGAGCUGUUGGUUCGGGUGACGCUGCCCCUGGUGUCCUCCGCUGCGGCUGUGGAUGUGGACGUGGGGGAGCGCCGACUGACGCUCAAGGUCCCUGGCCGGUACUGCUUGGAUGUGGCGCUGCCGUACAAAGUGGACGAGAGCAAGGGGAAGGCGAAAUUCGACAAGGCGCGCAAGCAGUUGGAAAUUACGUUGCCUGUCGUACCGCCGCCUCUGCCGGCGGUGCCGCUACGGGCCCCAGGCGCCGCCACCGCCGCGGCGGCGGUGCGAGAGUUGCCGGCGUCGUUGCCGGCGAAUGGGGCCGCAGCUGCCGAAAAUGCCUUGACACAGGAUUCUGAGUUGGCGGCACCGCCGCCGGCGGCGGCGGCGGCGGUGGCGGCUUCUCCUGAAAUGGCAACGGCCCCCGCGGCGGAAGCACCUUCCCCGGCUGACCCAGCAGCGGCGGCGGUAGCGGUUGCGACGACGGAGUCGGAGUUGGGGGUCGCGGCGACCACAGCAGCAAGCACGGCGGAGGGCACGGGUGAGGCCCGGUGGGACUUGGUUGACGAUGACACGUCAGCGCAGCGGCAGCACGUAAGGGACGGGGAGAGGGCGACAGCGGAGGAGAUGGCGGCGAGUGAGGAGGGGGGGGCGGAGGGGUUGCCGGCACUGACGGAGAAUGAGCGCAGGUGGCGAGAGCUGCACACACGCCGGGAGGUGUUAGAGGUGACUAAGGCGGAUCCGGGGGCGGAGGAGGCGGAGGCCGUAGGGAUGGGGGAAGGGGGUGUGGCGGCUUCGCCAGGCUGCUGUGGUGGUGGUGAAGCUGCCGCGGCUCCUGCUGCUGCAUCUACGUUGGUGUCUGGUAAAGCUGCUGCUUGGGAGCUGGAGUCGACGGUGAUGUUGCAGCCACGACUUCGAAGAGACCUUGCCAUGGAGCUGGAUUGA